CGCCCAUCAUCCGUCCUCGACCACCGCCGCAUACCUUGACUGCUUCCACUCCGUGUCACCAACUUCGAGAUAGCCUUACGACAUAAUUGCGCUGGACGUGAACGGCCUUAAUACUGAAUGUCCAGGCACGAACCGCCUCGGACUCCCUCUCUGAACCAGCUCUGGAUACACGCCCAACAUGGAACGAAUGAGCACGCUUCCGACUAUCAAAUGUUCAUCCUGCGCGGUGGACAUUGACAUCCUUCAUUUAGCCGACCAUGUUUGCGCUGCGGCGCCCCCAGCGGCAACGCCCGUUCCUGAGCCAAUGUCGCCCACCUCGACCAUCUCUAUGGGUUCCCCGCCCUCUGUGCUGUCGCCCAAGAUGAACCGCGCAGCAACCUUUGGAGGUCCCACGUUUAGCAACAGGUCAGAACGCCCGGCGCAAUCGGGUCGCAUGCCUCCCCCGCCCAGAAUCGAUUCAAAUGCAGCGAACAAGCCGUUUCGGCCGCUGGAGCCAUCGCCCAUGAGCAACCAAGUUGACUACAAAAGUCGAUCCCCAGGUCUGGCGCCACCAAAGUCUCCGUUCAAGAUGAACCGCAGUGUGACAACUCCGGUUGGGCGACCCAUGGCGCCCCCAUCGCCCGAUUACACUUCCAACUUGGACUGCGCCUUCCCUCGGUUUCCCUCCAAGAACGGUACCCCUAAGAGUGCCAAACCUCAACCACGAGAGCGCCUGGAACCCUACCAGCAAAACUAUGCUCAACCGAGCCCUCUAUUCGCACCCCUUAGCCCACGCUUCGAUGGCGGGGAAAACAUCGCCAAACGCAUGAAUAGCAUUGCACCAGGGCCGUUCGAUGGAACGGCAGAUCGAAGGCCGAGUACAUCAAGCGCAGCAAGACCAUUCGCACAAGAAGGGCCGGCGCUUGGGCACAGGAGGAUGGGCACAAAUGGCAGCAUCGCCAGUAACAAGAGCGUGUCGAAACAGCGUACUUCCACAGCCUCGAAUGCGUCGCGCAGUUCAGCAUACUCCAAUCGCAGCAUAGGUCUUCCCGCUCGCCCGAAGCCGGGCAUGGGUGGAGCCAAUGUUCUGCCACCGUUGCCAUCCACAUCCGAACAGGCUGAAGGUAUUGAUGCUUUCCUAGACCGCUUGCAGAAGGAGUCUACAAAGCCUUCCAGGGCUUCUCAAGAAAACCUCGCAAGGACAGUCCCGUCCCGACCGAACAGCAGAGACAGGAAAGAACCGCCACCAAGACCUAGGAGGCCUUCAGAAAAAGAUCUACCGCCAACGGACAUGACCGAUCUGGACCCCCCAGAAUUCAUGUCUCUUUCGAACAACAUGUUCCCUUCUCGUGGCUCAAGCCGAAGUGGCUCGGAAAGCGACAUGCCACGAGGCCUUGCGCCAACACAUUCCUUACGCCCACCGCCACUAGCAGCUUCUGGGCUCGGCGAUGCGCCCAUGAACGCACUCCACACCCCUUCGGACUCUGGCUUCUCAGACGAUUCAUAUGCCAGCUCGGGCUACCGAAGCAUGACAAGCUCCAGAUCAAGCCCACCAGAAUCUGAGGCUGCGCACUCUCGCCAGACUUCCAAGAUCAGUCGUCCUGAUAACAUUGUCGAGGAGAAUGUUGAGAGAAGCGCAAGCCCUGAGUCCUACGCCGAAGCACGGCCUGUUCGAGCGCCGAAGAGUUACAUGCGGCCCGAUGGGGCGGAGCCAUACCCAAGGUCGCUUUCACCGGGAUAUCGCCAGGACACGUUUCCGCCUGGAGGCUAUGCAAAAUACCCAGAGUCGCCAAUGGAUCCCGCCAUACAGAUGGGCGCGUCAACACCGCGUGACAUGUUCGAAAGAGAGCCAGCAACACCUCAGGACCCGGCGCAAGUCAAUGUAAGCCCGCCAAGACGCAUGGCCGAGGCCGAACCCCAGCAACACGACGUGCGCCGGCCCAAGGCCGCUAGCAAAGGCAACUGUCGUGGGUGCUCAGAGCCAAUUAUUGGAAAGUCCGUGAAGGACUCUUCUGGCCGCCUCACGGGACGCUAUCACAAGCAUUGCUUCACGUGCAGAACGUGCGCCGAUCCCUUUCCGACAGCGGAGUUUUAUGUUUUCGAGAACUCGCCAUAUUGCGAACAGCACUACCACAAGCUCAACGGAUCUUUGUGCAAUGCCUGCAACCGGGGCAUCGAAGGCCAAUAUCUCGAAACCGAUUUGCGCCAGAAGUUUCACCCAAGAUGUUUCACGUGCACGACCUGCCGCAUCGUCCUCCGCGACGGCUACUUUGAAGUCGCUGGCCGGCGAUACUGUGAUCGACAUGCGCAAAGCGCCGCAGCACCUCCGAGGAGUAACCUAGGCCCGGGCAAUUACAGACCGCGCAACCUCCAGAAGCGCGGUACAAGACUCAUGAUGAUGGCGUGAACUACCUGCCUCUCGCAUAACCGUUGUCAUUGCUUCUUCUUGCUCAUAUUUUGCUUUUCGUUUGUCACGUCCUUUAGCGAUCUGGUUUUUGUUUGGGCCUUUUGCAUGAAUAUUCACCCUCUUCAUUCUUUCUGAUACCCGGCCAGUCCGCUGUUACUUCACUUUAUGUUCUGCGUUAUACCCCUUACUCUAUACAUUCGCUACACCUUAUAAUUGUCUUUUGUAUCGAUGUUAGAUGGUGGCCAAGCACCGAUUCUUGGGGUUGCUUUGGGUGGUGCUCGAUACACCACCCUUCGUUGGAAGGUUUCAGUCUCUGGGAGACUGUUCUUACUUUGUUGAUAACGAGGUCCGACUGUACGUGUACAUAUAUGUAACAUACCUAAUGUUUACUGCUCAUCAUGGUGGGCUUAUCAGUAUCAAUUGAAAGACUACUUUGCAA
Alternaria rosae is the source of this 2825-nucleotide messenger RNA. RefSeq lists its product as uncharacterized. Bases 179 to 2386 code for a protein of 735 amino acids. The record is from RefSeq and is a predicted model, not a curated record. The transcript is spliced from 3 exons. Lineage: Eukaryota; Fungi; Ascomycota; Dothideomycetes; Pleosporales; Pleosporaceae.